CGUAUAGUGAUUGCGAUAGCCGGAAUGCCAGGCUCAGGCAAGACACAUCUGGCUAAGAAAGUGACGGCUCGUCUGAACGAAAGAUGUUCAGAAUUGUACCCUGGUUCUGGACCUGUUGCUGCAUACUGUCCCAUGGACGGCUACCACUGGCCGCGGGCUGUCCUGGAUACGUUCAAGGACCCCAAGGAGGCCCACGACCGACGGGGCGCCCCAUUCACAUUCGACGAGCAGUCGUUUUUGAAACUAGUCCAGUCAUUGCGGGUGCCUCUCGAUAAGUCCAAAACGGUCCCCAUCUACGCACCGUCAUUCGACCAUGCGGCAAAGGAUCCCGUGGACAAUGACAUCGAGAUCCAGCCCGGCCACCGGAUUGUGGUGUUUGAGGGCAACUACGUCUGCCUCGACGAGGGCUCUUGGAGGCAGGCGGCAGACCUGAUGGAUCUCCGCUGGUUUGUGCAAGUGGACGAGAAUAUUGCGCGGAAGAGGCUGGCGGACAGGCAUGUGGUUGCCAAGAUUGUGACGAAUAGGGAAGAUGGGCUGAAGAGGGCGGAUGGAAAUGACAUUCCGAAUGGGCAGCACCUUGCAGCGCACAAGGUGCCCAAUAUCGAUGAAAUCGUGUUUAGCCUGGAGGAUGAGGAGUGGGCACCGGAGAAAGAGGACGAGGAAGAUAGGGCUCAGCCAUAA
Messenger RNA from Truncatella angustata, 681 nucleotides. RefSeq names its product P-loop containing nucleoside triphosphate hydrolase protein. Lineage: Eukaryota; Fungi; Ascomycota; Sordariomycetes; Amphisphaeriales; Sporocadaceae. The annotation marks the transcript as partial. The record is from RefSeq and is a predicted model, not a curated record. Gene Ontology annotation, molecular function: ATP binding; kinase activity. Gene Ontology annotation, cellular component: cytoplasm. The transcript has 2 exons.